Darwinula stevensoni is the source of this 2842-nucleotide messenger RNA. Lineage: Eukaryota; Metazoa; Arthropoda; Ostracoda; Podocopida; Darwinulidae. The record is from the annotation of a GenBank genome assembly.
AUGUUUGUGUCAUAUCGGUAUCGCACGGGUAUCACACAUCGCUAUCGCAGUGCAUCGUCGGCCGUCAAGGAAAAAACCUUCAGUGUAUCUCUGGAUCUCCUCCGUGCCCGUGUCCACGUCAUGCCUCGCUUCUUCCCCUCCUUUCAUUCGCGAAAAGGCGAGGUUGACAGUGCGUCGAUCUUGGCCAACAAGGAAGUGACGAAAUCCUACUGGGAGGCGAAGCUGUUGGAAGCGACCGAGAACCAAAAGAACUCCAUCAUCCGAAGCCUGUUGUUGGACCCGGACCGCCCAGCAAGUGCGGGAGGGAUGAUGGAAUCUCCGCUUUCUCCCCCGCCCGCGUUCAGGGCGGAGGACGAAGACGAGCCAGGAGAGAUUGUGGAGGACGAGGAAGUGUCGGGAUUCCCCAAGUUCCGCCCGUCUGUCGUCGAUGCCAACGCUGGACCCCCGAAGCCUUACGUAUUCGGCGAGGAUCCGAACGUGAGCAACGUGAAGCACGUGAACAUAAUCGAACAGGAGAUCCGCGAACAGCAGCAGAGGGAGGCCGAGAUGCGCCAGGAAGGGACGUUGAAGACAUUGAAGGAUAUUCAGCGUCUGACCGACGACGAAGAAGAGGGCUACGAAGAAGGAGCGGAAUUCGAGGAAUUCGAUCCCACCGCAGCGUCUGCAGUGGGGGCUACCGAAGACGUGCCGCUGAAGCGAAUCGUGGAACCCAUCGUGGAACCCGAAGACGUCCCGUCGACUUACUUCGAUUUCCACGCCUCCACAGAGGCCAAAAUCGCCUUGGAGAUCCGGGAAUUGAAGGAACGAGAAGACGAACUGAGGAACAUGAGGGCCCGCUAUGAGAGCGGCUCGAGGGAAAACCUGUUGGCGGACGCAAGCCUUCACACGUCGUCCACGGACGAAGGGAACUAUUCUGAGUACGGGAGCGAAGAGAACAAGGACCACAGCACUGGAGGAUCCAGCAGGUUGACGAGUCCGGACUUCGUGGGAUUCUCCCAUCAGAGGACUCAUUCCCUGGACUCCGUCAGUUCCGGCCACAGCAGCGGAGGGACGAAUAAUCAUCAGACUAACCAGAUCGGCAAUGGAUUGGCUUCCACUUACGCGGAUUUCUAUUCGAGAAGGAAGGUGACUGUGAAGCCUCUGGCAGAAGACGACGAUGAUGAUUCACCAUCGUACAAGGUGCUGAAGGAGACUCCGCUCGAGCGGGAGAUCCGCCUGGCGAAGGAUCGGGAAGAUGAGCUUCGUCGUCAGCGAGGUCUUUCGCCUUCAUCCGUCUCGCCUGCGUCGUCGAAUAAGGCCCAGACGAAGACCGCCCCCGUCGUGAACGGGCACCAUAAGCCCUUGGAAAAUGGACACGUUCGGGCCCUUCCGGGCAAAAUCGUUUCCCAAGAGGAUGGGAAAUUGAGCUCUACUGCGAAGAGCGGGGGAGCCAAGCCGGUGCGAGAUGUCACCAGUAGCAAAAUUCAGCAAGAGAUCGAGGAACAGAUCGAGCGGGAGAGGCGCUUGAGGGAAGAGGGUUGCAUCCAGACACUCUCGGAGGAAAGGGUCGAUGCCAAGGUGACAAGGCUGCACGAGGCGACGAAGACAAGGAACGGGCUGACGAACGGACACGUGGAUAGACCCAAGGGAUUCCCCUCGGCCACUAAGGGGAACUAUAGCAAAAACCCAAGGUCGUCCGAGAAGGCAAAGACGGCGCCAGUGGCACCCGCUUUGAGACGGAUGGUCGUGUCCCCCACGGCACCCAAGGGGAUCAUGGAAAAGUUCCUCGCAUCCCGGGGGAAGGUCUCGGGGGUUCUCCCCACCUUUGGCCCCAAUUCAAUGGGGGCCGGAGGCAAGGGACGAAGCCUCAGCACGUCAGUGCUCCCGGAUCCACUACGUCUGGAACUCAAUCACACUCACAUCUCGCAACUUCAAGCCAACAUCAACAGCAACAGCAACAGCAAUAACAACAACAACAAGACGCUUUCGAAUGGUUCCAGUCCUUCGUCCACGCCGAAGGCUUUCCACCGCAAAUUUGCCACUGCCGAGGAAAAGAUCCAACUGGAACUAAAAGAAAUGAAGUUGAGGGAACAGGAACUUAGGAAGCAAAGGAUGAGAGCACUGGCUGUAUCUCAGCCAAACCUCCUGGCUACAUUGAGCUUGGAAGAAGCGAGAGAGGAGGAUGUAGAUGAUGAUGAUCAGCCGACAUUGACCGGCUUGAGGGAAAGAUGUGCCUCCAACCCAAAUCUUCUUGAUGAUGAUGCCAUGUCUGCUGCUUCUGACACUUCUCAUGCCACUCAGAAUUCAGUUGGAGUGGGUAGGGGACGGAAGAAGAGUGCCUUGAUUGCCCAGUGGGAAUCCCGGAUCCAGCAGUGCAUUGAAACCUAGAAUUCUUCCUUCCCUCUUUCUUCCUCCCCACCUCCUGUGAUACGUAUCCACUUCGAUGUCUCAACAACCACUGGGCCAUAGUGGGGUGCUUUCAGGUUGCCAAGGGGUGCGGCCAAGGAGGUCGAUGGUCACCCACAGACUGACUCCACUCAAUUCUACUACCCAUAAACAUUCUUCUGUGCAGUUUUUUUUAUAUUCUCUCCCAAGAAUGAGUGAGGAUUUUUGGAGUGUAUAUAGGCCAAAUCCAAUCAUCCGAGUGAAGGUUCCUUACUCUGUUACGAGAUGUCAAUUGCCUUGUGAUGUCAAUUUAGUGUGCUUUAUGGUUUAUGGUGAUUUUGGAAAUCCAACCGUCCCCGCCGCCAUCCUUCGUCUUCUCUCUUCCAACCAUGCGAUUCCAAUACAAGUUCUUCUAUAUGCCUUUCUUUUUUAUAUUAAAAAUACUUUUUUUGGUGAUUGAAAUAAAAAGUUGAUUGUU